This is a messenger RNA of Penicillium expansum, 798 nucleotides long. RefSeq names its product class I SAM-dependent methyltransferase. The transcript is spliced from 3 exons. Bases 1 to 798 code for a protein of 265 amino acids. The record is from RefSeq and is a predicted model, not a curated record. Lineage: Eukaryota; Fungi; Ascomycota; Eurotiomycetes; Eurotiales; Aspergillaceae.
AUGGGAGAUACACUCGCCGACAAGAACCAAGAAUAUUGGAAUCAUGCCUCUGGGCAUGUUUUCAAGGACCAAUGGGUGCACGAUCUUCAGAAGCAGAUUUUCAGCUUUCUGACGGGUAAUGUGGACUGGAUAGGCAUUCAGCCUCCUAGCAGCGACAAUACUCGGCAGACGAAAUUGAUGGAUUAUGCCUGCGGAAAUGGCAUUGUUUCACGCUCGCUACAUCAUCUUUUUUCCAAAUGCAUCGGCGUCGACCUGUCAGAUGGAAUGCUGGACAAAUAUCGUGCAACCGCAGCGGAACUAGGGCUUGACAAGUCGCGCAUGUCGGCCAUUCAGGGUAACCUCUUGUCUCCCAUAGUUACACCAACUAGCCCUCCACUCAGCAAGGAAGAGCUGGGUGGUUUCGAUUUGGUAGCUAUUUGUAUGGCUUUGCACCAUGUCGAAGACAUCGCUUUGGCCACCAAACUUCUCGCCGAAAGACUGCGACCGGGCGGUGUGCUUCUAAUCAUCGACUGGGCGACGCGUGAUUUGUCGAAUGAGACUGAGCAGCAAGCCAGCGUGCAGACAACUUCCUUUUCGGAAGAUCAUGACAAUCACCACAUGCACGAGGUAGUUGACCCAAAACACCCCGCAGCGCAUACCAUCUCCCACCACAGCUUUUCGCAGGACCAGAUAUUCUCCCUCUUCGAACAAGCGGGCUGUGGAGAAUCGCAAUUUGUGCUAGCGGAUCGACUAUCACUCGUUCCUGCCGCUCCAAGUGGGCAGUUGCAACUGUUCUGGGCUCGUGCAACGAAACUGUAG